GCAACUGUAAACGUAUAUCUCUGGUUAGGGAACUCCACAAAUAAGCGACUCUCGGCUCUCCAAGAUCAGUUCUCCACGGGCUUUCAACGUGAUCGGUCGCCAACGAAUCUAAAAAUAUCUUUCGAAAAAAAGGAAAAAAAGUUUAAAUUGUGACCCACAUUGAAAGCUGUGAAUAUGUCAACCGUACAGACCGUUCUGGGCACUAUAACCCCAAAUUUGUUGGGGCGAACUUUGACCCACGAGCAUGUGGCCCUCGAUUUCGAGCACUUCUACCGCCCGCCGCCUCCGGAUUUCGAGAGCGAGCUGAAGGCCAAGAUCAGCAUGUCCACCCUGGGAUAUGUUCGCCUUUAUCCGUAUUCCAGUAAGGAGAAUGUCCGCUUUUACGAUGGCGAUGCUCUGGAGGCGGCCAAAAAAGAUGUGCUGCUCUACAAGAAACACGGCGGUGGCAGCAUUGUGGAAAACAGCAGUUAUGGCCUUAAACGCAAUCUGGAGUUCAUUGUGGAAUUGGCCAAGAGCACGGGUGUGCAUUUCAUCGCGGGUACAGGUCACUACAUCCAUGCCAUGCAGGAUGCCACACAUGCCAGCUUAACUGUGGAGCAGAUGAGUAGUUUGUACUCCAAGGAUAUCAUCACUGGUUUGGAGGUCAAUGGAAAGAUGGUCAAGUGUGGAUUUAUUGGGGAGGUGGCUAGCGUUUAUCCCAUUCAUGAUUUUGAGAAGAAUGCCAUAAAGGCCGCAGGAGAAAUCCAGGAAGUUCUGGGCUGCGGUGUUUCCAUGCAUCCUCACCGAGUAACCAAAGCUCCUUUCGAAAUCAUGCGUCUUUAUUUGGAGGCAGGAGGACGUGCCGAUAAGUGUGUUAUGUCCCAUUUGGACCGAACCAUUUUCGACAUCGAUGAGCUGCUGGAGUUUGCCAAGCUGGGCUGCUACAUCCAGUACGAUCUCUUUGGCACCGAAUGCUCCUUCUACCAGCUGAACACCAGUGUGGACAUGAUCUCCGAUGGCCAACGAAUCGACAACCUGAUAAAGCUCAUUAACGAGGGUUUGGUGGACAAGCUGCUCAUGUCCCACGACAUCCACACAAAACAUCGAUUGACAUCCUACGGCGGUCAUGGCUAUCACCACAUCCACACCAACAUAUUGCCGCGGAUGUUCGGGCGCGGAGUUACUGUGGAGCAGGUGGAGCAGAUGACUGUCACAAACCCGGCAAACUGGCUGGCCUUCAACCCCUAGAGCCAUGUUUUUAUUUGGUAGCAUCUUUAACCUGUUUAUUAUUUUAUUCGCCGUUGAUAAGAUUAGAUUUGCGAUUUUGGCAAUAAUAAUUGGGCGUGCCUACAAA
Molecule: messenger RNA, 1333 nt
Organism: Drosophila ficusphila
Lineage: Eukaryota; Metazoa; Arthropoda; Insecta; Diptera; Drosophilidae
Product: phosphotriesterase-related protein
Exons: 5
Coding region: 175-1227 (350 amino acids)
Biological process (GO): catabolic process
Molecular function (GO): zinc ion binding; hydrolase activity, acting on ester bonds
Source: RefSeq, a predicted model, not a curated record